Molecule: messenger RNA, 2934 nt
Organism: Arabidopsis thaliana (thale cress)
Lineage: Eukaryota; Viridiplantae; Streptophyta; Magnoliopsida; Brassicales; Brassicaceae
Gene: MEE40
Product: Pentatricopeptide repeat (PPR) superfamily protein
Exons: 1
Coding region: 64-2328 (754 amino acids)
Biological process (GO): gene expression
Cellular component (GO): chloroplast
Source: RefSeq, marked reviewed
AUUGUAAUCCUUAAACCCAUUUUGUUGCUUCACUCUCAUCAUCUUCUCUGGAAACUGAAAACUAUGGCUUUCUCUUCAUGUCUCAAAUUCUAUCCAUUUUCUAUCUCUCAAGCUGUAACCCUAACUCAUCAUUCCUUCUCUCUCAAUCUAACUCCUCCUUCUUCUACCAUCUCCUUCGCUUCUCCUCACUCAGCAGCUCUCUCCUCUACCGAUGUCAAGCUUCUCGACUCACUCCGUAGCCAGCCUGAUGAUUCCGCCGCACUUCGUCUCUUUAAUCUGGCCUCUAAGAAGCCAAAUUUCUCACCUGAACCUGCUCUAUACGAAGAGAUUCUCCUUCGGCUAGGUCGGUCUGGUUCGUUUGAUGACAUGAAGAAAAUUCUUGAAGACAUGAAGAGUUCCAGAUGCGAAAUGGGUACUUCUACUUUCUUGAUAUUAAUCGAGAGUUAUGCUCAGUUCGAAUUGCAAGAUGAGAUUUUAAGUGUUGUUGAUUGGAUGAUUGACGAAUUCGGGUUAAAACCCGAUACCCAUUUUUAUAACCGGAUGUUGAAUCUUCUCGUUGAUGGGAAUAGUCUGAAACUCGUUGAGAUUUCUCACGCGAAGAUGAGUGUCUGGGGGAUUAAACCAGAUGUAUCUACGUUUAAUGUUUUGAUCAAAGCUUUGUGUAGAGCUCAUCAGCUUAGACCUGCGAUUUUGAUGUUGGAGGAUAUGCCUAGUUACGGUCUUGUUCCUGAUGAGAAGACAUUUACAACGGUUAUGCAAGGCUAUAUUGAAGAAGGGGACUUGGAUGGAGCUUUGAGGAUUAGGGAACAGAUGGUUGAGUUUGGUUGUUCAUGGUCUAAUGUGAGUGUUAAUGUUAUUGUUCAUGGUUUUUGUAAGGAAGGGAGAGUCGAAGACGCUCUCAAUUUCAUUCAGGAGAUGUCUAAUCAAGACGGGUUUUUUCCGGAUCAGUACACGUUUAAUACGUUAGUUAAUGGUUUGUGUAAAGCAGGGCAUGUGAAGCAUGCUAUUGAGAUUAUGGAUGUGAUGCUUCAAGAAGGGUAUGAUCCAGAUGUGUAUACUUAUAACUCGGUGAUUUCGGGUUUGUGUAAGCUUGGAGAGGUGAAAGAAGCAGUGGAGGUUCUUGAUCAGAUGAUUACUAGAGAUUGUUCUCCGAACACGGUUACUUACAACACUUUGAUCAGCACGUUAUGUAAAGAGAAUCAGGUCGAGGAAGCUACGGAGCUUGCCCGUGUUCUCACCAGCAAAGGGAUCCUUCCUGACGUUUGUACAUUUAACUCUUUGAUCCAAGGUUUGUGUUUGACUAGGAAUCACCGGGUUGCGAUGGAGUUGUUUGAAGAGAUGAGGAGCAAAGGAUGUGAGCCUGACGAGUUCACUUACAAUAUGCUGAUUGAUAGCUUAUGCUCCAAAGGGAAGCUAGAUGAAGCUCUGAACAUGCUUAAACAAAUGGAAUUGAGUGGUUGUGCACGGAGUGUGAUAACUUACAACACUUUGAUUGAUGGGUUUUGCAAAGCCAACAAGACUAGAGAAGCCGAGGAGAUAUUUGAUGAGAUGGAAGUACAUGGAGUUUCAAGAAACUCUGUUACAUACAACACACUCAUCGAUGGGCUUUGUAAAAGCAGGCGAGUAGAGGACGCGGCUCAGCUCAUGGAUCAAAUGAUUAUGGAAGGACAGAAACCUGACAAGUACACAUACAACUCGCUUUUAACACAUUUCUGCAGAGGAGGUGACAUAAAGAAAGCUGCGGAUAUCGUGCAAGCCAUGACCUCAAAUGGGUGUGAACCAGACAUUGUGACCUAUGGAACCUUGAUAAGCGGUUUGUGUAAAGCUGGUAGAGUUGAAGUUGCAAGUAAGCUUUUGAGGUCAAUUCAGAUGAAAGGGAUUAAUUUGACACCGCAUGCUUAUAAUCCGGUGAUUCAAGGGUUGUUUAGAAAGAGGAAAACAACAGAAGCUAUAAAUUUGUUUAGAGAAAUGCUUGAACAGAAUGAAGCUCCACCAGAUGCAGUAUCCUACAGAAUCGUUUUCCGUGGGCUAUGUAAUGGAGGUGGACCAAUCCGUGAAGCAGUGGACUUUCUUGUUGAGCUGUUAGAGAAAGGAUUUGUACCUGAGUUUUCUUCUUUGUACAUGUUGGCUGAAGGUCUUCUCACUUUGUCAAUGGAAGAAACACUAGUCAAGUUAGUGAACAUGGUGAUGCAGAAAGCUAGAUUCUCGGAGGAAGAGGUUUCAAUGGUGAAAGGUUUGCUUAAAAUCAGGAAAUUUCAGGACGCUUUGGCCACUCUUGGCGGCGUCUUGGACAGUCGCCAGCCGAGGAGAACCUACCGGUCAAGAUGAUAGAUACCUUUAGAAAAAGUAUCGUUCCCAAUUUCGUAGAAGAUAUGUAUGAUGUUAUGAAUAUGAUUUCCUAUAAAGUUUUGGGGUAAUUCAUCCAUUUAAUACUAUGUUCGAAGACCAACAUGCAGAAACAAAACGACAAUGGAGUGUGCGGUGUUAGGUGUUCCUCAUUCGUUGGGUCAUCCUCUCUCGUCCACUUCUAGUCUCUAUGGUCUCUCGUCCUUACUGUUUGUAUAUGUAUUAUGUAGGCUCCGAUUGUUUUUGGCAUUGAUGCUAGCGUUUUCAGAUUAUUGACUAUAAGAGAAAAACCUAGACAUGAUCUCUUUUAUUCUCCGGUUAACUUGGCAGAUUUCAGACCAACCCGGUCAAAUCCUGUGGUCCUAUGGUCAGUCCACUAUGCUUCAAUAACUAUCCUCGGUCGUAAUUUCAACCACAACCACAAGCGUCGUGUCCUCAACAAUAUACUGUAUAUGCUAUAGUCAUUAUUGUUGGGGUCAGUGGGGUUCCGAUUCUCCACUAAAACUUUUCUGGUAUAAGUGUAUGUUUGUUCAAUCAAGCAGAUCAGUCCACAUAUGUAUCAGUAGAUGACGGUUUCGUCACUCGUAG